UAUUAACCAGGCACAUCCAAGCAGGGAAAGAUGUGGAAAGGAUUACUAAAUCGGGGCCUUGGCGAUCUCCACGUUUGAGGAGGCGCUCCGACCGUAACGUUGGGAUCCCCGGAGAGCAACGGCCGCGCAAUAUCGAGGCGAGGAUUGCCCGGCAGAGACGCUGCUAUGGUCGGGGCUGUUGCGGUGUAAGAAAAAGUCGGCCUCCUCUCUCGCUCUCCGCCCCCCUUCCCUUUUCCCUCCGUUGCUCUGACCCGAGCAGGAAUGCCCAGGGACGCGCCUGACCCAGCCGCCAAGGCGACCUGUGCCUCCAGCCGCUCCAGCGGUGGCCUUUGCUAAAGGCGCCCGCGCUGCUCCAAGAGCUCCACCGCCGCAAUCCCUUCGUCCGCCGGAGCUGCACAAAAGAGUUUAGGCGACUCUUUUUUACCCCCCCCCUCGCCUUUCCCCCCACGUCUCAAGCUGCGGAGGUCGUCAUGUCCCGGAGGAGAGGGCUCCUGCCUUAUCCCGCCGCUGCCUACAUCUGCAUCCUCUCCUCCUUUUUUCACAGUGUUAGAGGUCUCAAUGUUUGCACAAGUGGCAGUGCUACCUCCUGCGAAGAAUGCUUGCUUGUUCAUCCCAAGUGUGCUUGGUGCUUUAAAGAGGAAUUUGGCAGCAAAAAAUCCAUCACUUCAAGAUGUGACUUCAUUGAAAAUCUGAUUGCCAAUGGUUGUGCGGGGCACUUUGAGAGUACAAAAAGCAGCAUUGAUAUAGUGAAGAACCUUCCUUUGAGCAGUAUGGGCUCUAGUGGGGCUAAUUCAGAUGUUACCCAGAUAAUGCCUCAAAAGAUCUUGCUGAAUCUGCGGCCUGGAGACCCAACUCCUUUCCACGUGCAAGUUCGACAGAUCGAGGACUACCCUGUGGAUCUAUAUUAUUUGAUGGAUCUUUCCCUCUCCAUGAAGGAUGAUCUGGAGACCAUUCGGAACCUGGGAACCAAGCUGGCUGAAGAGAUGGGAAAGUUGACCAGCAAUUUCCGCCUUGGGUUUGGCUCUUUCGUGGACAAGAACAUUUCUCCCUUUUCCUACACAGCACCCAGAUACCAGAACAACCCCUGUACUGGUUACAAGUUAUUUCCAAGCUGUGUUCCAUCCUUUGGAUUCCGCCAUCUUUUGUCCCUCACGGAUCAAGUCGACAGGUUCAAUGAAGAAGUUCAGAAACAGAAGGUUUCCCGUAAUAGGGAUGCCCCAGAAGGUGGCUUGGAUGCAAUCUUGCAGGCUGCUGUGUGUGAGAAGGAGAUUGGAUGGCGGAAGGAGGCUUCUCACUUGUUGGUCUUCACUACAGAUGAUGUUCCACAUGUUGCACUGGAUGGGAAGCUGGUUGGACUGGUCCAGCCACAUGAUGGGCAGUGUCACCUGAAUGAGGCCAAUGAAUACACUGCAUCCAAUCAGCUGGAUUAUCCUUCCCUUGCACUUCUUGGAGAGAAACUAGCCGAGCACAAUAUCCACCUCAUUUUUGCAGUGACAAAAAAUCACUAUGUUCUUUACAAGAACCUUACAGCUCUUAUCCCUGGAACAACAGUAGAGAUUUUAUACCAAGACUCCAGAAAUAUUAUUCAGCUCAUAGUCAAGGCCUACAAUAGUAUUCGGUCUAAAGUAGAGUUAACUGUCUGGGAUAACCCUGAGGAUAUCAACCUGGCUUUCACAGCCACAUGUCAAGAUGGUUUGUCAUAUCCUGGAGUCAGGAAGUGUGGGGAUCUUCAGAUAGGAGACACGGUUUCCUUUGAGAUCUCAGUAGAAGCUCGGACUUGCCCUGCUGAGAAUACCUCGCAUACCUUCACUAUCAAGCCGGAUUGGUUUCGGGACACUUUAGAGGUGACUGUCACCUACAACUGCACGUGUGGAUGUACCAAGCAAAUAGAGCACAGCAGCAGCAAGUGCAGUGGAAAUGGCACACAUGUGUGUGGAUUAUGUGACUGUGAUCCAGGCCACGUGGGAGCCAAGUGUGAAUGUGAGGAGGGGGAGAGUGGCAACAUGUACCAGAAUAUGUGCCGUGAGGCUGAAGGGAAACGUGUCUGCAAUGGCCGGGGGGAAUGCUCCUGCAACCACUGUGUCUGCUACGAGAGUGAAUUUGGGAAGAUCUACGGGAUGUACUGUGAGUGCGAUGACUUCUCCUGUCCAAGAUAUAAGGGCAUUCUCUGCUCAGGUCAUGGUGAAUGCCACUGCGGGGAGUGCAAGUGUCAUCGUGGUUAUAUUGGGGACAACUGCAACUGCUCAACGGAGACAGACCGAUGCCUUUCCAAUGAUGGCCAGAUGUGCAGUGGCAGAGGCAACUGCAUCUGUGGGAAAUGUCAGUGCACAGAGCCUGGUGCCUUUGGGGAGACUUGUGAGAAAUGUCCCACCUGCCCAGGUGUAUGCAGCACUAAAAGGGACUGCAUUGAGUGUACGCUGUUUAACUCAGGAAGGCUGGCUGAUAACCAAACCUGCCAAAAACACUGCAGGGACGAGAUCAUUACUCGAGUGGAUAUUCUCAAAACCGAUGACCCCCAUUCAGUCUUGUGUGCUUACCCUGUGAAAGACUGUGUGAUGAAGUUCACCUACUCAGAACUCACCAGCGGGAAGACCAAUAUCACUGUUCUCAAGGAACCAGAGUGCAGCACUGCCCCUGAUGCUGUGAUGAUCUUACUGGCUGUGGUAGGCAGCAUUGUGCUCCUAGGCAUUAUCCUCUUAGCAAUUUGGAAACUGUUGGUCACUGUUCACGAUAGGCGGGAGUUUGCCAGAUUCCAAAGUGAGCGUUCCCGGGCAAGAUAUGAAAUGGCUUCCAAUCCUCUUUACCGCAAGCCCAUUUCUACACAUAGCUUAGAUUUCACAUUCAAUAAGAUCAACAGGACCUCUAAUGGUACAGUUGAUUGACAGAAUCCUCGAGGCUGGAUGAGAGAAUGGAAUGCUUGAUCACUGCUUGGCUUUUCAGCACUUCCCAAGUGGAAGACAGAAUCCUCCACAGUGGAACAAUACCUUAAAAUGAGACUUGAACAUCAGCAGAGGGCUUCUAAGUUGCACAUUAAGGACCAAUGGCCAGCCGCCCACGUGCUCUUCAGAUCUCUCACCCAAAGCCACACUAAGGUUCUCAGAACCAAUUCUCACUGGCCUAGAACUGUUUUGAAGCCUUGAAAGUGCCAGAACAUUGAACAACGUGCCAUAUAGCAGCUUCAGCCAUAUCGCAGUAGGACACAAUAUGCAGGCCCAAUUCAUAGGGAUAUUGUGUCACUGACGGUUUUUAGAGGAAAAACUAGCAUUGGAGAGGGUGGUGGAAGCGGUUUUUUUUUUUUUUUAAAGAUCCAGGUGUUAUAAGUCUUUAGAAUAAAUUUUUAUAUAAAAAAAUAAAGCAAUUGCAUAUAUA
This is a messenger RNA of Elgaria multicarinata webbii, 3369 nucleotides long. It is a transcript of the gene ITGB5, whose product is annotated as integrin subunit beta 5. The record is from RefSeq and is a predicted model, not a curated record. NCBI's taxonomy places the organism in Eukaryota, Metazoa, Chordata, Lepidosauria, Squamata, Anguidae. Bases 471 to 2882 code for a protein of 803 amino acids. Gene Ontology annotation, cellular component: integrin complex; cell surface; focal adhesion. The transcript is spliced from 15 exons. Gene Ontology annotation, biological process: cell-matrix adhesion; cell migration; cell adhesion mediated by integrin. Gene Ontology annotation, molecular function: integrin binding.